Messenger RNA from Polyodon spathula (Mississippi paddlefish), 2531 nucleotides. It is a transcript of the gene eif2b5, whose product is annotated as eukaryotic translation initiation factor 2B, subunit 5 epsilon. Gene Ontology annotation, biological process: biosynthetic process. The record is from RefSeq and is a predicted model, not a curated record. The transcript is spliced from 16 exons. Gene Ontology annotation, cellular component: eukaryotic translation initiation factor 2B complex. Lineage: Eukaryota; Metazoa; Chordata; Actinopteri; Acipenseriformes; Polyodontidae. Gene Ontology annotation, molecular function: guanyl-nucleotide exchange factor activity; translation initiation factor binding; translation initiation factor activity. The coding region runs from base 207 to 2354 and encodes 715 amino acids.
GCAGCCUCGUCAUAUAUCUCGCUGCUGUAACCCAAAUAAAACAACUUUAGUCGCCACUUAGUCCAGAAAAAGCGUUUACAUUCAUUCACUUCACCAACCCCGCUGCAGCGCUGAACACGCAUCAUCGAGGAAUAUUACGUCAUUAAAAGGCGCACACGGAAGUUAUCACACUGCACAGAAAGAGCGAGGAAUACGAGCAAAGAAAGAUGGCAGGCAGAGCUGCAAAGCAGGGCCGGUCAAAUCCCAACACUGCUAAUCCGGGCAAGAGGGGUCCUGUCGGGCAGGAUGAAGAGGAGCAGCCGCUGCAGGCAGUUCUGAUUGCUGACAGCUUCAACAGGAGGUUUUUCCCGAUCUCCAAGGACCAGCCUAGGGCUCUGCUUCCACUGGCCAACGUGGCGAUGAUCGACUACACCUUGGAGUUCCUCACAGCCGCCGGCGUCCAGGAAACCUUUAUCUUCCUCUGCUGGAUGUCCAAUAAAAUCAAAGAGCACCUCCAGAAAUCGAAGUGGUGCCGGCCCACCUCCUCUAACACUGUGCACAUCAUCACCUCAGAGCUGUACCGCUCCCUGGGGGAUGUGCUGCGGGACGUCGACGCCAAAACACUCGUCCGCUCUGACUUCCUCCUUGUCUGCGGGGAUGUCGUGUCCAACAUUGACAUCACGCCAGCCCUUCAGGAGCACAGGAACCGUCGCAAGAAGGAAAAAAACAUUUCCGUGAUGACCAUGAUUUUCAAAGAGUCCACUCCAGGCCACAGGUCUCGUUGUCAGGAGGAUGACAUCAUCGUUGCCAUAGAAAGCAAGACCAAUCGGGUUCUCCACUACCAGAAAACUCUUGGGCUGAAAAAACUCCAGUUCCCAAUGAAUAUUUUUCAUAAUGGAAGUAACGAGAUUGAAAUUCGCUACGACCUGCUCGACUGCCACAUUAGCAUCUGUUCACCGCAGGUUGCAGAGUUAUUCACAGACAAUUUCGACUACCAGACAAGAAAUGACUUUGUCCGGGGGCUUCUUGUUAAUGAAGAGAUUCUAGGGAACCAGAUCCACCUCCACGUGACGGGAGAGCAGUACGGCGCCAGGGUGUCUAACCUGCUCAUGUACGAUGCCGUCUCCUCGGAUGUCGUGCGCCGCUGGGUGUACCCUCUCACCCCGGAGAUGAACUUCACAGACGAGGAAGGGCAGGCCUGCACCCACUCCCGGCGCAAUGUGUACCGCGGGGCCGACGUCAGCCUGGGUCACGGCAGCCAGAUGGUGGAGAACGUGCUGAUUGGCCGGGGAACCAUCAUUGGCUCCAAUUGCCAAAUCUCCAACAGUGUCAUCGGCAACAACUGUACCAUCGGGGACAAUGUAAUCCUGGACAGGGCUUACAUCUGGAAUAAUGUGUGCAUCGCCAACAACUCUAACGUCACACAGUGCGUGCUUUGUGACCAUGUGGAGGUGAAGCAGGGGGUCACCCUGAAGCAGCACUGCGUCCUUGCAUUUAAUGUGGCAGUCGGGCCAAAUCUGACUCUCCCAGAAGGGACUGUAGUUUCAAUGCACCAUCCCGAUGAAGAGGACGAGGAUGACGACGAAGAUGAGUUCCUUAGUGAUGACGCUGGGGUCAACAAUGACCCGUUAAAAACAAAAACUAAAGGUUACAGUUCUGCUGAGGUGGGGUCGGAGGGCAAAGGUUACAUCUGGAGAACAGUCAAUGUGUCGGAGGCAGAAGAAGACGAGUUAUCGCAGGGUCUGUGGGGUCUGACAGUGAACCCAGACCCAGAGAGUGAGAGCGAAAGUGAAGUGAGCGAGGGCUCCCAGGAGCAGGACAGCAGGACCGCAUCUCCCGAGCUUGAUGAUAUCAACGUUUUCCAGGUGGAGGUGAUGGGGACGUUACAGAGGGGCAUGGAGGAGAGCAUUGGCUGUGACAAUCUAGUACUGGAGAUAAACUCCCUGAAGUACGCCUACAACAUCACUUUGAAGGAGGUGAUGCAGAUCCUCACUAAAGUGGUUUUGGAGUUUCCGAUACAGCAGCAAGGACAGGAACUGACAUCCUCUCAGUACAACCCCCUCCUCUUUCCUCUGUUGAAGAGAUGGACCCCUGUGUUUAAAAACUAUGUUAAGAGAGCACAGGACCACAUGGACUGCCUGGCUGCCAUUGAAGAGUUUUUCCUGGAGCGAGAUGCACUGUGGGCAGCUAUGGUCAAAGUCUUGAUGGCUUUCUACCAGCAGGAAAUUUUAGCAGAAGAAGCUAUCCUCCGAUGGUUUUCCCAGGGGGUGACAUCAGAUAAGAGCAAAUUGCUGCGCAAAAACCAGGGGAUCCAGAAAUUUAUCCAGUGGUUGGAAGAAGCAGAGGAUGAAUCUUCUGAAGAAGACGGAAAGUAAAAGCUUUUCUAAAGAGGGUGUAGGUGUUUCCCGGCGCUUAAAGGGACACCCUCCCAAUCUGUAGAUGCGUCUGACUAGCUCUUGAGAAGCUGUGAGCAUUUUACGAGGAGAUCCGACUCAGUUAAAGGAAUACUUGGUAUGUGGUGCUGAGCAGCAUCAUUCUCUGUGUACUGGACA